Molecule: messenger RNA, 1472 nt
Organism: Cornus florida
Lineage: Eukaryota; Viridiplantae; Streptophyta; Magnoliopsida; Cornales; Cornaceae
Exons: 7
Coding region: 280-1029 (249 amino acids)
Source: RefSeq, a predicted model, not a curated record
UUCGCAUCUCUCCUCUUCCUGUCUCUCUUUCUCUCUCUGUCUUUUUCUUUCCUUUUUUUUUUGGGUUCGAGUAUUGCAUUAUUUGGAUUUUGGACGACUCAAACAACCUUCAUAGUUCAUAUAUACUACAACUAUAUAUAUAUUACCACUUCUCAUACGACUCCACCGAGCUGAGGUAGAGAUCUCUUCAUUCCAUUCUCAGUGAUUGAACACUAAGUUCGCUUGCUACCUCUACAAGGUCUGGCAAUCAGUUGAAUUCAACUGAUUGCCACUUAGCUUAUGAGUCCCCAGAGUGCUUUGAACCCUAGUAGAGCCCUAGAGGGUGUGCAUGGGGUACAACUUGUUCCUCAUUCACCAUUUGCGACGGAAAAGAUAAAUCAACACGGGGACUUCCAUCAGGCAACUUGUGAAAAUUCAGCUGUUGGAGCUGAUCGGCAUCUAACAGUGCAGAGAGUAUGGCAGCAAAGACCUACAUGUCUGAGGCCCAUCCAAUGUUGUCUGCAUGGUGAUAAGAAUAUUGCAGAAACAGUUGCUAAUGUGCUUACUUCACUUCCUUUUAUUGCUCUCGGAGUCCAGGCCCCAAGGAAGAAUCUGAACUGUAAGAUCUAUGCUAAUUCAUUAAUUGGAGUAGGAAUUGCCUCCAGUUUGUAUCAUUCUUCUAGAGGAAACCUGAGGAAAUAUUUGAGAUGGGCUGACUAUACAGCAAUAGCUACAGCAACAGUGUGUCUCUCAAGGGCACUCAGGGAUGAGAAUCCAAAAUUGCUAAUGGCAGCGUCUGCUUUGUUUCUACCUGUCCAGCCUCUGAUGGUUUCAGCUGUUCACACUGGGAUAAUGGAGGUAGCCUUCGCAAAAAGAGCAUUACAAGAUCCAGAACUGAGGAUAGCCCACAAUGUGCACAAGAUUUCAUCACUAUUAGGGGGUAUACUUUUCAUUGCCGAUGAUAUGUACCCCCAAACUCCAUUCCUUCAUGCUGGUUGGCAUCUUGCCGCAGCAGUUGGUGUUGGUACCUGUAACAAGCUUCUCGAGUAGUUUAGCAUUCCAGAUUUAUUCUUUAAAUACAAAUACAACCAAAGAUCCUCCAGCCCAGAAGACCAACAUGGGAGUAAUUAUCAUCCUUCUUUUCCUGUAACCGGACCAAGUGUAAAGAAGAAAAGGAGGGAUGUCAUCUUGGAUCUGCUUCUGCCACUUCAAUGGUUGAACCCAUAUUGGGUUUCUCCCUUUUUUUUCUUUUUUUCUUUUUUUCUUUUUUUUCCUUUUAUUCUUCAGUCUCUUCUACUUCAAAUGGGGUGAUGUUUAUAAGUUUGUCACAGUUGUUGGUAGUGGUGGUGGUGCAAUUUGGUGGAGGAGAUGGAAUAUGUGCUAUAAAUUAGUGACAACGUUUGUUGUCUUGGAUUCUGUAUGAACAAAUUAUUAGCCACUUUGUACAACACCCAGUGGUGAUAAACUUGAAUUAAAAACAUAUCAUCCAACAA